Oldenlandia corymbosa var. corymbosa is the source of this 910-nucleotide messenger RNA. The record is from the annotation of a GenBank genome assembly. NCBI's taxonomy places the organism in Eukaryota, Viridiplantae, Streptophyta, Magnoliopsida, Gentianales, Rubiaceae.
AACGCUUUCAUCCAUCAUCAUCAAACUAAUGGAGCAGGUGAAUGCGUGCAAGAUGGUUGACUCCAAGGAUACCAGCACUAUAUCAGGGUUGCUCUUACAGGAUCGGAAAUCAUGCAAGUACGUCCAAGAAUUAGUAUCUUUGGACAAGAAGAAUGUCAAACUUGACAUGAAUUUUGGGAAAUUCGACAACGUGAAGGUCGAAGCAUCUUCAAAAGAAGGGAUUUUGUUCAUUCGUACCGAGAAAUUCCCGCUCACGACAUACCACGUCGGCAAACCUACUUCGGGACAAUGGUGGUCUAUACCGAACCCGGAUCCGAUUCUGUUUCCAACCGAGCAAGUUGGUUUGGUGGUGUUGAAUUCCGACCCUCUAACAUUCAAGGUUGUCACGCUUUCACCACUAUGCGGGGACUAUCGGGCCGCGAAUUGCUAUGGUUAUCGAUGCAAUAUCUUUGAUUCGAGGACGUGGGCGUGGGAGAGGGCGAGCUACGUAAUGUUACCAAAAGGGGUGUUGUUUGUUCGACCGAAUGAAUCCUUAGUUGUGAAUGGAUUGAUACAUUGGCUCACCACCGAUGGUCAGGUUGUUGUUUUCGAUCACGAAGACGAGACGUAUCGUAAGUUUCCUAUUCCAGAAGGGGUGAACUGCCUCAAGAGUUCAUUGAUUGAGUUCGAAGGGAAACUAGGAUUAGUAACAAUAUCAGAGAAAGAAGGGAAGAAGCAACUCUGGGCUGUUUUGGACAAUUCAAGGCAGAAUCAUAAUUGGCGUUUAAUCAAACAACAAAACCAAGAUUGCACAAGUAUUGGAAUCGCUGAUGAGGAAUCUAAAGUUAUGAAGUUCAGCGGUUUUUGUGCUCAGAAUGUUUUCCCAUUCAGAUCAAAUUUAGAGCCAAUCCGGCUUGAAGAUGGCGCAUGA